This is a messenger RNA of Phycomyces blakesleeanus NRRL 1555(-), 846 nucleotides long. RefSeq lists its product as hypothetical. The transcript has a single exon. Lineage: Eukaryota; Fungi; Mucoromycota; Mucoromycetes; Mucorales; Phycomycetaceae. The record is from RefSeq and is a predicted model, not a curated record. The coding region runs from base 146 to 412 and encodes 88 amino acids.
AUCAUCACUACUCUUACUACAUUAACAAACCAAAAAAAAUCUUUUCUGUAUUUCAAAUACACUAUAAUCAUAUCAUAUUUAUAAUUUUUUUUUUUAAAAAAAAAUAACUCAGUCACAUACAAAUAAAAGUAAAAAGAAGAACAAAAUGACCAAGAACUAUAUGGAUGACUUUGAACCCACUCUGUACACCUACCCCACCUACCACUAUUCCAUCCACGAUGGCGAUGAUGUCAUUCUCGAGUCUGCAGAAGACUGUCUCUCUGCCAGCUGUGUCGCCGAAUGGCUUGGUCGUUUCCCUAGUGCAACUGCCACACUCACAUUGGACGGAGACACCAUAGACAUUCCAGUCUAUGCCCUUCGCCGCAGAAAUGCUGUCGUUGCUGCCCUACCAGACGCCCCUAUCAUGGCAUAAAAGAAAUAAUCCCAUAACUACAUAACUUCCUUGGUCUCUUUGGUCUAUCUCUCUAGCUGGCCUAUCUUCCUUGGUAACCUUGCUUGGAUUCUCCAAAAAAAAAUGCUCAUCCAUUUUCAUCUGUACAUUUCCCUAUAUUUUCUUUCUCUCUUUCACUUUACAUCUAGAAUGUUACAUAGCAAACAAAUUACAUAGAUCUUCAUUCUCUCUCUCUCUCUCUCUAGCCUUCUUUUUUUGUUUUCUUGUUUUCUUUAUCUCUUUAUCUCUGCACAAAACUCAUUAUCUCAAUCGAUCAAUCAAAUCAUUUGUUCAUUCAUUCGUUCAUUCAAAUCAAAUAUAUAUAUAUAUUUUACACAUACAAUUUCAAAUAUUUUAUUAUUUAUUCAUUUGUUUAACAGCAAUAAUAAAAAUAAAAAGCCAAUUCGAUUCAAUUC